ACCCUCCUACGGCGCGGCCCCUCAUCCCGGCGAGCACGGCGGCGGUGUGGGCCAUGGAUUAAGAAGGAGGCGGCGUGGGAGGAGGAAGAUGGCGGCCGGCAAGAGCGGCGGCAGCGCUGGGGAGAUUACUUUUUUGGAAGCUUUGGCUAGAUCAGAGUCUAAGAGAGAUGGAGGUUUUAAAAAUAAUUGGAGCUUUGAUCAUGAAGAAGAAAGUGAAGGAGAUACAGAUAAAGAUCGGGCAAAUCUACUCAGUGUAGAAGAAGAUGAGGAUUCUGAAACCUCAAAAGGAAAAAAGUUAAAUCAACCAUCUGAAACUGUUGCUGCUAGUUCUGGUGAUUUCAUCUUGAAGACAUAUGUAAGACGAAAUAAGACUGAAAGUUUUAAAACUUUGAAAGGCAACCCAAUUGGACUUAACAUGUUGAACAACAAUAAGAAAUUGAGUGAAAAUACACAAAAUGCAUCAUUAUGUUCUGGAACUGUAGUUCAUGGUAGACGUUUUCAUCAUGCUCAUGCACAGAUACCAGUAGUAAAAACAGCAGCCCAAAGCAAUCCGGACCGAAAAGAAAGGAAAGAAUAUCCACCUCAUGUCCAAAAAGUUGAAAUUAAUCCUGUAAGGUUAAGUCGGCCCCAAGGUGUUGAACGUAUAAUGAAGAAAACAGAAGAGUCUGAAUCACAAGUAGAACCUGAAAUUAAGAGAAAAGUCCAACAGAAACGGCACUGUAGUACAUACCAGUCUACUUCUCUGUCUCCUGCUUCAAAAAAAUGUUUAACCCAUUUAGAGGAUAUUAGAAAUAAUUAUUUACAGACUAAUGGAAAAGUCAUUUUACCUGGGACAAAAAUACCCAAAAUCACAAACUUGAAAGAAAGAAAAACAAGCCYGUCAGACCUAAAUGACCCAAUCAUUUUGUCCAGUGAUGAUGAUGAUGACAAUGACAAGAAUAACAGAAGAGAGAGCAUAUCUCCUCAACCUGCUGACUCAGCAUGUUCUUCCCCUGUACCAUCCACUGGAAAAGUAGARGCAGCACUAAAUGAAAAUAUCUGCAGAGCAGAGCAUGAACUAAGAAGCAUUCCAACAGAAUCAGAAUUGAAUACAGUUACAUUGCCAAGAAAAGCAAGAAUGAAAGAUCAGUUUGGCAAUUCUAUCAUCAGCACACCUCUAAAGCGUCGUAAAGUGGCUUCUCAAGAAACUUUAGUUAAUUCUUUAUCUUUAAGCUGCCAAAGUUCGUUUGAAAGUGUCAUUUUAAAUUGUCGAAGUAUACGAGUAGGAACACUGUUCCGACUAUUAAUAGAGCCUGUUAUUUUUUGUUUAGAUUUUAUCAAGAUUCAUCUAGAUGAACCAGAAAGUGAUCCUAUAGAGAUUAUUUUAAAUACCUCUGAUCUAACUAAAUGUGAAUGGUGUAAUGUCCGAAAAUUACCAGUCGAACAAUAUAUAAUUUUAAUUUUUCAAAAUGGCCUUGAUCCUCAGGCAAAUAUGGUAUUUGAAAGCAUCAUUACUGACAUUGGUAUAAAAAAUAAUGUUCCCAAUUUUUUUGCAAAAAUUCCCUUCGAAGAAGCCAAUAGCAGACUUGUUGCCUGCACCMGAAGCUAUGAAGAGAGCAUCAAAGGAAGUUGUGUGCAAAAAGAAAAUAAAGUUAAAACUGUAUCAUUUGAAUCCAAAAUACAGCUUAGAAACAAACARGAAUUCCAGUUUUUUGAUGAUGAUGAAGAAACCGCAGAGAGCCAUACCAUCUUCAUUGGACCUGUAGAAAAAUUGAUCGUGUAUCCACCACCUCCAGCUAAGGGAGGCAUCUCUGUUACUAAUGAGGACCUGCACUGUCUAAGUGAAGGAGAAUUUUUAAAUGAUGUUAUUAUAGACUUUUAUUUGAAAUAUUUGGUGCUUGAAAAACUGAAGAAAGAAGAAGCUGACCGAAUUCAUAUAUUCAGUUCUUUUUUCUAUAAACGCCUUAAUCAGAGAGAGAGGAGAAAUCAUGAAACAACCAAUCUGUCAAUACAACAAAAACGGCAUGGGAGAGUAAAAACAUGGACCCGGCAUGUAGAUAUUUUUGAGAAGGAUUUUAUUUUUGUACCCCUUAAUGAAGCCGCACACUGGUUUUUGGCUGUUGUGUGUUUCCCUGGUUUGGAAAAACCAAAGUAUGAACCUAAUCCUCAUUACCAUGAAAAUGCAGUCAUACAAAAAAGUUCAACUAUAGAAGAUAGUUGUAUUUCUUCUCCUUCUGCCAGUGAAAUGGACAGUUGUUCACAAAACUCUUCUGCCAAGCCUGUAAUUAAGAAGAUGCUAAAUAAAAAACAUUGCCUAGCUGUAACUGAUUCAAGUGCUGGACAGGAAGAAAGUGACCCUUGUUAUCGGAGAAACAUAUGCAGUGUGAAAUGUAGUGUGAAAAAAAUAAAUCAUACUGCAAGUGAAAAUGAAGAAUCCAAUAAAGGAGAAUCUGCAUGCCAGAAAGUAGUUGAUAGGACUAAAAAUGAGAAUGGCCUACAGAAUGAAUGUUUGAGUUCUGUGCAUCAUCCAGAUGGCUUAAGCAAAAUCAGACUAAGCUAUGGUGAUGAAUCAGCUGAAGGUAGUAAAAUGCUUGAAGAUGAACUAAUUGACUUCUCAGAAGAUCAAGAUAAUCAGGAUGAUAGCAGCGAUGAUGGAUUCCUUGCUGAUGACAAUUGCAAUUCAGAAAUAGGACAGUGGCAUUUAAAGCCUACUAUCUGUAAACAACCUUGUAUCCUACUUAUGGAUUCACUCAGAGGCCCUUCUCGGUCAAAUGUUGUCAAAAUUCUAAGAGAGUAUUUAGAAGUGGAAUGGGAAGUUAAAAAAGGAAGCAAAAGAAGUUUUUCUAAAGAUGUUAUGAAAGGCUCUAAUCCAAAAGUACCACAGCAAAACAACUUUAGUGAUUGUGGUGUAUAUGUAUUACAGUAUGUAGAGAGCUUUUUCGAGAAUCCCAUACUAAAUUUUGAGCUACCUAUGAAUUUAUCAAACUGGUUUCCUCCCCCAAGAAUGAGAACAAAAAGAGAAGAAAUUCGAAAUAUAAUUCUGAAGCUGCAAGAAGAUCAGAGUAAAGAGAAGAAACAGCCUAAGGACAGUUCCUCAACAGAAGCAUCUUUAGGUGAAAGAACAGAACAGUAUGUCAACAGUGUCUCAGAUUGACCAGAAGACAAUUGUUGCUUGUGGCUUUCAGAAAUGAAAUGACUUUCAGUUUUGGGUACAGACAGUAAAGAACUGAAGUACUCACUACUCAGAGUGAUUUGGAGAUGUUAAUGCUUGUAUAAAUGUCAUAUAAUUAAUUUCCAAAGGAGUAUGUAUUAAGUAAAAGUCUGUAAAUAUGUUAAUGAAGCCAAUUUUUCCAGCAUUUAUAAUUAUUUUUUUCACUUGUUAGGAAGCUUUUGUUAUGUAUUUUCUGUUAAUAGUACUUAAAACUGCAACUUCUAAACACAAAAUAAAUAAAAAAAUAUUUA
This is a messenger RNA of Urocitellus parryii (Arctic ground squirrel), 3441 nucleotides long. NCBI's taxonomy places the organism in Eukaryota, Metazoa, Chordata, Mammalia, Rodentia, Sciuridae. The record is from RefSeq and is a predicted model, not a curated record.